Punctularia strigosozonata HHB-11173 SS5 is the source of this 451-nucleotide messenger RNA. RefSeq lists its product as uncharacterized. The record is from RefSeq and is a predicted model, not a curated record. NCBI's taxonomy places the organism in Eukaryota, Fungi, Basidiomycota, Agaricomycetes, Corticiales, Punctulariaceae. Bases 200 to 364 code for a protein of 54 amino acids. The transcript has 2 exons.
UGGGCACCAGUGACGGAGCGGCAUGGACACAAUGUUAUGUUGAGGCACAGGAGAAUCGCUAGUGCCGUUCGAGAGCUAACCGGAUAACCCUGGAUCCGGAGAACAUCUGGAUGGCACGAGGUCCUAUCCGGUAUUCGUGGAAUCGCAGUCAAUAUAUGCACAUGUCAUUUAUGGUCCGGAUUCACCAGCGCACCGAUUGAUGCCCAGCACGCGUGCAGCUCAGACAGAAGCUUCAAAGGGUAGUCCUCCGCCGGUGGAAGUUUCCCCAAGGAGUGGGUGGCCCGUCACCGGAAGCCAGCGUGCAAAGCCAUCGCGGGUAGCGAUCUAUGGGAGCAGUAGCAUUGCAUUAGCCAGGUUUUUUUAAGCACAGAAGUGGGUUUGCGAGUCCGCGUUCGCCACGAAAGCAUGUUCUCUCUUGACGGUGAAGAUCCUGUCUUGGCACGAGCUCGUU